UGAAUAUGGUGCCAGUGACCUUCGAGGAGCUGUCUGUGUAUUUCACCGUGGGGCAGGGGGCGCUGCUGAGCCCCGCGCAGAGAGACCUCUAUGAGGACGUCAUGCAGGAGAACUAUGAGACAGUGGCCUCGCUGGGAUUCUCCAUUCUCAAACCUGACCUGAUCGCUCAGCUGGAACGAGGGGAAGAGCUGUGGGUCCCAGAUCUCCAGCCCUUCAAAGAAAUGGAGAUCCUGAGAGGCACCCACACAGGCUGCAAAACACCCAUGUCUGUCUCCAGCUCAGCCCCUGGCCUGCAGAGCCAGGGACAGGAAAUGGCCGUGGCGAAGCCAGUGACCUUCAAGGAGGUGGCUGUGUAUUUCUCUGAGGAGGAAUGGGCUCUGCUGGACCCGGGCCAGAGAGCCCUCUACUGGGAUGUGAUGCAGGAGAAUUAUGAGGCAGUGAGCUGGCUGGCUCAUGUGAUCUCCUGGGAGGAGCAGGAAGAGGAGCUACAGAUCCCAUAUCUCCAGGGCUGUGAGAGAGGGGAGAUCAUCAGUAACACUCACACAGAUGAUGGGAGGCUGAGUGAGGACCAUGACAAAAGUCUUCAGGAGGAAAGACCAGAGCGAAUGGCUCCAUGUGGGAUUAUGUUGGGAAUAUCUGAAGGGCAUGUUUCUCAGAGUCCUAAGCAAGGAGAGACCUGUAAGAGACAGCAUAGCCCACAAAGGCAUCAGGGAAACCAUCCAGGAGUGGGACAAGGUAAAUACAGUCUCAGAAGCAGGAGGUUAAAAACAAACACAGAAAUUGUUCAAGAGAAAAUCCCCCAUCAAGAGUCACCCUGUGCAACUCUUAUAAAACAUGGAAGAGCCCACACAGGAGAGAAACCCUUCAUCUGCUCUGCCUGUGGGAAAAGCUUCAUCUGGAGGUCACACCUUACUAGACAUAAAAAAAUCCACACUGAAGAGAAACCCUUCAGCUGCUCUGACUGUGGGAAAAGCUUCAGUCGGAAGUCACACCUUGUCAUCCAUAGAAAAAUCCACACAGGAGGGAAAUCCUUCAGCUGCUCUGCCUGUGGGAAAAGCUUCAGUCAGAAGUCACACCUUUUCUUGCAUGGAAAAAUCCACACAGGAGAGAAACCCUUCAGCUGCUCUGAGUGCGGGAAAAGCUUCAGGUUGAGUUUAACCCUUGUUGCACAUAGGAGAACCCACACCAGAGAGCUGCUUCAGCUGCUCUGACUGUGGGAAAUGCUUCAGUA
Molecule: messenger RNA, 1231 nt
Organism: Pelodiscus sinensis (Chinese soft-shelled turtle)
Lineage: Eukaryota; Metazoa; Chordata; Testudines; Trionychidae
Source: RefSeq, a predicted model, not a curated record